AUGCAGUGUUUCUUAUGUAUUAUGUAUUUGAUAAUUACGUGCAGCGCUUAUCCAUCAAUCAAUCGAGAAUCAUCCAAAAAGUAUGAAAGACGCUCUCUUUUCCAUGAUGUUAUUGAGUCACUCAGAUUAAAAGUACAAAUUCCUGAGGAGUUCUCAAACGAUGAGAAUAAACUUGAACACAGUUAUGAAAUAUACCUCGAUAACGAUUCACUUCAACAACCAAGGGACGUUGAAUUCAUACCGAGGCGAAAUGACAGAGUUGAAAUGCCGACAAGAAACUUUCGCCUUCCAAAACACUUAGAUUUUAAUGAAACUAAAGAAGCCAAAGAAGAAAUAGUAUUGUACGUCAAUACACCAAACGAUUCUACAUCAUCUACUACUAAAAAACCGAAAAAUACUAAACGACCAAAGCCUAUAGCAACUAAAGAUAAGAAUAUACUAAAAAUAAAUGACGAUGAAGAACAAAACCAAGUCAAAGAUAAACCUUAUAUGAAUUCAUUGGCGGGCCAAAGUCAAAUUGGGAAUCGUGAGUCCCAAAUGGUUGUCAAACCCACGGUAAUUGUAAACUUCAGGGGUUCUGUAAGUCACAAAGAAAGUGAUAUUCGAUUAGAAAGACAAAAAAAUAACAAUGACACAUUUGAAGUACCGAAUAAUAUUUUUAAUAUAAAUCAAGAAAUUAACCUUGAAAGCACAAAUUCCGAACAGUCUAGUACAGGUGAAGCUGAAACAUUGCCAAGUAAAGUUAAACAAAACGUUAAAAUUGCUACAGAAAGAGAGAAUACAGAUGAAGAUUUGAUGAUGUGUGAAACAUCAUCAUGGAAUGACAACGAAAGGAAAAGACGCGGAGUUGAUAUGUUACAAAUUGUUGUUAACGUGUAG
Leptidea sinapis is the source of this 879-nucleotide messenger RNA. RefSeq lists its product as uncharacterized. Bases 1 to 879 code for a protein of 292 amino acids. The transcript has a single exon. Lineage: Eukaryota; Metazoa; Arthropoda; Insecta; Lepidoptera; Pieridae. The record is from RefSeq and is a predicted model, not a curated record.